GUAAAGUUCGUCCCUGCCUCCUUGAAACCCCUCCGUCUUCGCCGCCGAAACCCUACUACUCGAUCUCUCCAGCAGUACCAAGCUGCUCGUUUCAUGGCCACUAUAACUUCUUCUUCCAACAUUAUUAUUCAAAGGCCUGAACUGACCUGUUGUUGAGCCGGUGCUACGUCAAUGCGCAUAGUGCCAACCACGAACUGCAACCUCACAAUCCAUCUUCCGCACACCUCCACUACCGUCACUCUCGCCUGCUGAUCGCCAUGUCUCUGCCGCAUCAUUGAGACAAAACAAACCCCGUGUUCGCGACUUCCCUCACCUCCCCCCAUCGAUCCAUCCGGUGGCUGGAAAGGUUUAAUGACUGUCGCCACGCUCUCCUCACCAGCCUCCCGACCUUAGAUGACCGCCAACCCAACCCCCCAGCUUCUCUGCUCGACAGAACCCAGAGCCGCCGAACGACCGCACCUCGCAUUCCCUAUCUGAUAUAUAAUACAUAAUACCUAGUUUCUUCUUUCCCAAACCCCGAAAAUGGACAAGGCACGCGCCACAGCUGCCUCGACGGCGGUGGCACAGCCGCAGAUGAUCCCGCCGCGAACACCCGCAGGUCCGUCCAAGAGCCAGGCCAAGCCGUCGCCGUUGGCUGUCUCGGUGCCGGCGCCGGCGCCGGCGACUAAGGUGCGCAAUAGCGUGAUGGCACCCGACGCUUUCUCUUCGUCUGUCGUCACAGAGAACGGUAGCUACGAGUUCGAUCGCGUGCUCAAGAGCGGCUACGUGCGCAAGCGGACGCGCAAGACAAAGUCAUGGAAAUCAAUCUACCUCGUCCUCCGCCCAACCUCCAUAUCCAUCUACAAAGACCAAGAGGAAGCCAAGCUGCGCCACAAAAUCCUCCUCUCCGACCUCACCGCCGUCGCCUUCCUCAAAGACCCCAAACAUAAGCGCCACAACGUCUUCGGCCUCUUCUCCCCCUCCCGCAACUACCACCUCGAGGCCCUCUCCAAGUCCGACGCGGCGGAAUGGGUCGACCUGAUCCGACGCGAGGCGCGCAUCGAGGAAGAGGAGGAGGAGAUGUUCCUCGCGUCCCCGACUACGAAUACUACGCACAACUACGCUGGCCUUGAUGCUGAGAUGCGCAAACGCACGGCGGCGGCACUCCGCGACGCACCGCUUGAAACACACCGCGGCUCUUCAUCCCCUGAACCCUCGCCCGCGCGCGUCAGACCAGUCCAUCCCCCGCCUCUGGAUCCGAAGAUCGCAAGGCGCCCUUCGCACUUCGAGUACUCCGGCACGGAACCAGCGUCGCACUCUGAUUUCUCCGACGUAGAGACGCACUUUAACCCCUCUCUCCGCCCCAAAGCCGCAGGCUCCUCGCGGGUCUCCAUUCCCGAGAUUGGGGAAUCGUCCGCCUCCGCUGCUGUUGUGCCAGGGUUGCAACAGCAGCAACAGCAGCAACAACGUCCCAUAAUCGGCGCCCGCAACGGCAGCCAACUCAGCAGCCUCAACCUCACCCCCGACGCCGACCCGGAACGGGUGAUCUGGCAAGGCCACCUGUUGUACCUGAAAUCCAAAUCGGGCGUCCGACAAUGGAAAGACCUCUGGUGCGUCCUUCGCGCGCGCACCUUCGCCCUCUACAAAGACGAGAACGAGUACGCCCCCCUGCUGAUAUUGGAGCUGGGGAAUAUCAUUAAUGUAGUGGAAAUCGACCCUGUGAGCCGCACGAAGAGGAAUUGUCUGCAGGUUAUUACGGAGGAGAGGAGUUAUCGGUUUUGUGCGAGGAGUGAGGAGGGGUUGGAUUUGGCGUUGGGGGGGUUUAAGAGUUUGUUGGUGAGGAGGAGGGAGGGGAGUGUGGGGAGUGGGGGGGCGUGGUUGGGGGUGCGGGGGUUUGAGAGGGGGGGUGGAACGGGGGUGUAUUAUGUGUAUUGUUGA
This is a messenger RNA of Pseudogymnoascus destructans, 1917 nucleotides long. RefSeq lists its product as uncharacterized. Bases 523 to 1917 code for a protein of 464 amino acids. The transcript is spliced from 2 exons. NCBI's taxonomy places the organism in Eukaryota, Fungi, Ascomycota, Leotiomycetes, Thelebolales, Thelebolaceae. The record is from RefSeq and is a predicted model, not a curated record.